Messenger RNA from Hyaloscypha bicolor E, 4845 nucleotides. RefSeq lists its product as uncharacterized. Bases 222 to 4637 code for a protein of 1471 amino acids. The transcript is spliced from 4 exons. Gene Ontology annotation, molecular function: protein binding. NCBI's taxonomy places the organism in Eukaryota, Fungi, Ascomycota, Leotiomycetes, Helotiales, Hyaloscyphaceae. The record is from RefSeq and is a predicted model, not a curated record.
CUCGUUGAUCACCACCACCACCUCUACACCUACGUUACUACGUUACCACUAUUCAACAUACACUCGCGCGCAAUCCCAGGCUUGAUUUCGAAGCCGUCCAGAUCCGACAGUCCACCUGAAAUCCUUACUAAGCAAAAGCUUCUCGCGUCUUUGUUCACGCGACUCCUUCUCUGUUGCGGCAAGAGUUCUCUGUGUUAUCUCUAGCAAGCCAGCGAUCAAUUAUGCCUUCACACAUGCCCUCUAGCUUUGCAUCUGCUGCGGCAGGCCAAGGUUCGAGUCGCGAUCCCCGGAGUGCGAGGGGUGACGGACGAGGUAGCGGGGACUGGGCGCGCAGAGAAAAUAGGCCUUCUAAUGGCACCGUAACCCUACGACGGUCCUCUACAACCCCAGUGGCGCAACCCGCUUCUCAAGGGGAACCACCACUUCCAACACCAAGUGCGGAGACCCUUGCAUCAUAUCAACCGUCGACCUCCACCUACGAUCACUCUACAGAGUUUCGCUACUCUAAGAAUCAACUAAUAGACAUUUACAAGGCUCAAAUGGAGUCGGGGGUAUCAAACGGAGAUAUCUCGCACCUCUUUGAAAAUGGCUGGGACCCUAAACAAUCGAACGGAGCAAAUGGUCGAAGCAGUUGGGGAAAGAGCAGCGAUGGUAGAGAUGCUCAGGGUCCUAAUAUUGCCUGGGAGCCAAAGGGUAAUAUUCAACCAAUUUGUCUAGAGGAAAUGUCAGAAGAGGAGAAACUUAUAUUCUCUGGCGAUGUUAACUCUCCAAUGAAACCUCCGCCACAGAGCUCGAACAAAGAUCCUAAUGCCCCAGGGGGCAUGAACGGUCGCAAGACUUCCUUUUCGCAGGGCCCAGCCCCAUACCUUUCGUCUCCCGCAUCGAGCAGACCAGGCACGCGCCGACAGCAAACCAGUGACUCCAUAUCUCUGGCCUCUCCAGGCGCAAGCCGAUUUUCCAGGGAUGAGCCCUCCCCCUUUUUCACUCGCAAGCUCAACGAAUCAAAAGACAGCCAAGACGAUCGAGUUGAAGAUUCGAAGAGCAAUUUGCCAUUUGGUGGUUUAAUGCGUAGCAACACAGCUGGGAGUGCAUUGGGCAAUGGCCCAACUUCGCCGUGGGGUCGUGAUGGAACCAUGGGAACAUUUGGAAGUUUCGCUCUCGGCGGAUCUUCUACAAACCCAACUCCCAUGGAAAAGCGGCCGGGAUUGCCAACGCGUGAAAGCCGCUUGGCGUCUUUGAUGCCAAAGGAAAGCACAGAGGACAUGUCGAAGGCUGCUGAGAGACCAUGGAGACCUAGACAGCGUACAGAUACCGACCCAUUUUCCGAUGAUACCCCUACUGGAAGUGCUGCUUUAGGCGGUGGCCAAGACACAAGCCCGCCACAAAACUCGCAACGUAGGGCUCCUGGAUUAGAUACUCCUAUGAGAGCAGCGCCCAGCGACUUUGGAAUGUCUGACAUGCCAAGCUUUCGUGACGCUCCUCAACGUGGACAGAGUCACCAGACUCCCCAAGGCCGUCAUGAUGAGCAUGAACCUCUCAGUCCCGCCGAUACCAACCCCUAUCGCAGUCCACCUGAGGAUAGAAAUGAUGGAGACAAUGAUAGCUAUGACGGCGAAUCCAUGCAACAUAGUCGAGUUCAAGGACUCGGCGGUAUUCCUGAGCAUCCUAAUACAUUUGGGAACUUGCCUCGCGGCUUCGCCAACGCGGGUUUUGACGGAAGCGAUCGCAGUCAAACAUCCAGCGCCGGUGCUUCUAAAGGAUUUCCUACUUUGGGCGGCCUCUCUUCCGUUGGUGCUGGGCUUGGCAGCAUGGGCGGAUGGCCAACAGGCGGUAAUCCCAUCGGGACUCCUGAUCGUGAGAAUCGACCUGCCUUCUCCUCCGCGCCGUUUGGGAACUCUAUCUUUGGACCCAUGGGCGAUCUUCAAUCUCCAUCCUUGAGUGGUCUAGGGGGUGUUUUCGGGCAAGGUCAAGGUAGUAAUCUCUCUGGGACUGGCACAGCCGGCCGUGGCAGUAAACUCGGAUCUCUAUUCCCUGCAGCCAUGCAAGCACAAAUGCAGAAUGUUGAUGCGGAAAACACAGCAGAGGGUGGGGACCUCAGGCAUAGCAGCGCAUAUGGGGCUAUUGGCAGAAGUGCCUUCCCUCCCUCCCGCGAUACUGAUAGCCCUAUGCGAGCUGGCAGACAUGCCUUUGAAGACUUGUUCCCGCCGACAGACAGCUCUCGCAACCAAGGUCCCUUCUCAACAUCUGACAACGCUCCUGGACAGACAGCCACUUCAUUCUCCCAAGCUACUACGGCCCAGUCCAACUAUCAACAGUCACAAGCCAGUUCGGAUUCCGCAGCUAAUCAACUGCCCACCGCUCAACAGCGGGUUAUGGUCAUGCCAGAUAGGAUGAGAUGGGUCUACCUCGAUCCACAAGGCAUGGUACAAGGACCUUGGUCCGGCCUCGAAAUGCACGAUUGGUACAAAGCAUCAUUCUUCACGCCUGAUCUAUCUGUGAAGAAGCUCGAGGAUGCCGAAUUUGAACCCCUCGGUCAACUGAUCCGACGUAUUGGAAACUCCCGAGAGCCUUUCCUUGUGCCCCAGAUCGGAAUUCCCCAUGGCCCGCCAACAACCCAGGCUGGCGCUCCGUUUACUCCUGCAGCCACCGGUCCUGGAAGCGCCUCAGGUCAACCUGGUGCUGUCCAACCUCCAUUUGCAGGAGCCUUUCCAAGCUUUGGCACGACUUUGACUGCAGAACAGCAGAACAAUCUAGAACGCCGGAAGCAGGAGGAACAGUUCUUAAUGGCUCGUCAACGAGAGUAUUUGGCUCAACAGCAAGUCAGUAUGAAGCAAAUGCAAAUGAGCGGAAUCCCCGGAGCCCUUCAUCAUCAUUCAAGUGCUCACAGUCUGCAAAGCCAGCCAAGCUUUGGAAGUAUGACUUCUCCAAUCGGCAUGCCGCCGCAACCCCCCUUGCAAGGCGUAUCCGGCUUCUUCGACGGUCCACCUAGACAAGUCCCUCCCCCACAAGUUGGUGGAAUGGCACCUGACCAUUUUCGCGCGGAAGACAUCGCACGGUUGAGUCUCCAGGAUCGACAACAACUCUUCGGUGCUGCUGCACCUGGCUCUCAACCGUCCCAGCCAAAGGCCACAACAGUCGGCUCACUCUUCACACACCCGGAUGCCCAACGCCAAGCUGCAAUGACGGAGCAGGAUGAUCCCCAGGGAUUUAAAGCCCGUCUUCAUGAGUUCAACCAGUUGAGAGCUGAGCAUGAUGCUGCCGAAGCCGCUCAAGCUUCGUUGGACCAAUCUAAUGAUCCAAUUGGACCACCCCAGCAAGUUCAGCAACAACACCAACAAUAUGAUGAGCCGCCCCAACCUCGUCAGGACGAGGAGCCUAAGGCCGUCGUUCCCGAGGUACUUUCGCUUACUCAACAAGUUCAGAAAGCAGCUUCAGCUAAACAGUCACCCGUCACCGCCGUUCAACCAGAGUCCGCAUGGGGGAAGGCCAACUCCGGUCUGCCAAUGCCAUUUCCUCCACCAAGGGAGUCGAACACUCCACUUCCGGCGCCAACUGCGCAGAGAGGACGGUCUAAUCUACCCGAAGCUCUGAAUGUGGACACAAGAUCUCGUUCAGAGACACCUGAAAUGGCAGCCACAACACCAUCUCUUGCCCCAUGGGCAAAGGAACCAGCGGAGGGUCCGAAGGGUCCGUCGUUGAAGGAAAUACAGGAAGCUGAAGCGAAGAAGAUGGCUAAAGCCGAGGAAAUCGCGGCAGCCAAUCGUCGUGUCCAACUCGAGCAAGAGAUGAGGUUGCUUGCGAAUCAGCCCGCUGCUCCUGCUCCAGGUCUCCCAACCUCUUCUACCUGGGGUAGUGGUGUUUCACCGGCAACGCCCACAACCGCACCAUUGGCGUGGGCCAAACCAGUUAUCACCACUCAAGCUGCUAGUGUCAGUAAGAGGACUUUGGCCGACAUCCAGAGAGAGGAAGAGCUUCGCAAGCAGAAGAUUGCUGCCCAAGUAGCGCAGACAUCUUCUGGAGUCUCUAGUGGUAAGCGUUAUGCAGAUCUGGCAAGCAAGCCCACCGCGCCUAGCCAACCCCUUGGCGGCUCGGCUUGGUCUACAGUCGGCGCAGGUGGUAAAGUCAAGAUUCCCACUGGUCCGUCCGUUGCGGCGCCCCAAGCUGUUCGGUCUGUCAGCAGUGCAAAUAAUGCCACCACAUCAGUCUCUCGCGCUCCACGACCAGCUCCUACUGUCCGCAGUGCUACAACUGGGCAGAGCAAUAUCAAUGCUGCUAAUGAGGAGUUUACCAAAUGGGCUAAGGGAGAGUUGACCAGAGGCUUGAACACGGGCAUCAACGUUACCAACUUUUUUAACGGUCUCUUGAAUUUUCCUGCAGAUGAGGAGCUUAUCGCGGAUACCAUCUAUGGUAGCUCUACGCUAAUGGAUGGUCGCCGCUUCGCAGAAGAAUUCCUCCGACGUCGUAAGCAAGCCGAAAAGGGUAUCAUUGAACCAGCCAAUACUGCGCCUGUCAGCAGCGUGUCAACCGGUGGUGAUAUGUCAGCGGGUUGGAGUCAAGUUGCCAAGAAAGGUCCGCCAAAGGAAGAGACACCUGCCGGCUUCAAGGUCGUCCCCAACAAGAAGAAAGGCAAGAAAUGAACGCAAUAUCGGAGCAUUGUAUCAAUAUGUAUGAGUAGACGCGUCAACGUCACAGCUCUGUUUUACCUAGCAUAGCGAUCUUCAUGGAUGGGUAUAUGCAUGAGCAAGCAUUGGUCUCUCUCCCGCAGCUGAUGCGGAUUGUAUACUGUACAGCAUAUAAAUGAGAAGCGUUUUAUGAAAUCUCUAGACUUACCAAUGACACACUGUG